Messenger RNA from Podospora bellae-mahoneyi, 2074 nucleotides. RefSeq lists its product as uncharacterized. Bases 1 to 1761 code for a protein of 586 amino acids. NCBI's taxonomy places the organism in Eukaryota, Fungi, Ascomycota, Sordariomycetes, Sordariales, Podosporaceae. The record is from RefSeq and is a predicted model, not a curated record. The transcript is spliced from 4 exons.
AUGGGACCCGACCCUCUGGCCAGCACUGGCAUCCCUCCCUUCGAGGGACCACCACCACCACCACCACCACCACCACCACCGCCAACAGAUUUCAACUUCACAUUCCCAACAAACGGGAAAAACUUCACAGUGGGAACCAACGAGACGUUUCUACCUUGGGGGCCAAUACCGACUGAUGCUGGGCGAUCGCUGCAAGCCGAUAUCGUGGCUUGCGCGGUGAUAACAUGGCUCAUCGCGCUUGGGUUCGUGGUGGUGAGGUUUUACACGAGGGGUAGACUCAACAAUGUGCUGGGGGCGUCGGAUUGGUGUAUCAUUCCGGCGUUGGUGUUUGCCGCCGGUGUGAUGGCUAGUUCUCUUGAGCAAAUGGCUCGAGGGGCCGGGAGACACGCCUGGGAGGCGGACUGGAUGCAGAUGUCGGCGCUGGAAAGGGCGGCUUGGUAUGGGAUUCUGUUUUACAAUUUGAGUCUCACCUUCUUAAGGAUUUCGAUACUUUUGCUGUAUCGACGCAUCUUCACCUACAGCUGGGCGAAGCGGGCGAUUCAGAUCGUGCUUGUUCUUGUGGUGCUUAUUGGGAUCUGGCUUGUUGUUUCGGUUUGCACGGCUUGCAUCCCGCUUGAGGCGUUCUGGAAUUGGGGUUUGUUUUUUACGCAGGAGGUGUAUUGCCAGCCGGGGAACAUUUGGUGGGCGAAUGCGGCUUUGCAUAUUGUUAGUGAUUUGGUGAUUAUGGCUUUGCCGAUGCCAGUGCUUUCAGCUUUGAAACUGCCGAGACGCCAAAAGUACGCUCUUGUUGGGGUGUUUGCUUUGGGGUUUUUCGUCUGCAUCGUCUCCAUCAUCCGCCUAGUCUACCUUAUCGACAUUGUCAAAAAAGCCGGCUACGACGCAACCUACACCUCGGCCCAGAUGAUCUACUGGACCUCGGUCGAGGUCUCCGCCGCCAUCUGCUGCGCCUGCCUCAUGACCCUCAAGCCUCUCAUCCAACGCCUCUUUCCCCGGCUCCUCUCCCCCAACUCGGGCAGCAAGACCCCAAGAGAAAACAGCAGCCUCCAAUGGAUCGACCCCAUCACCGGCCACCCCAUCCGCCGUGACUCCCGCCAGUCCUUCAUCGGCCUCGCUGCUCAACUAGGCCGAAGAGGAAGCAGAAGGCUAAGCGAAACAUCAGACAAAACCUCCUCCAAGCGCAAAGGAAGCCUCCUCCAGCAAGUGGAAGAACACGAAGGCGAACUACCGUCGGUGAACAACAACAACGGGCUGGCAGACUACAAACUUAACAGGCCGGUCAUGCAUGGGGAUUUGGAAUCACAGCAGACGUGCAGUGUUUCUGCUAGUGCGAGAGGGGGGUCAUCGUUGCAUCCGUCGAAUACGACUGAUCACCAUAACGAGGAUGAUGAUGACAUCUCUCCGUUGGAUACCACGAGUGGAGGGAGGUCACCUGGUUCAGGAAGUUUACGAGCACCGCCACGGGGUCACCUGAGGUUGUCGAUACAGGUUACCAGGUCGGUCAAGGUGGAGAAGCACCCGAGAAGUCCACAGCCGGGGGAGACGUUUGGUGGUGUGAAUGUGGGGAGGACACAACCGCCACGGAGAAGGUCGGAUCAUACUGAUGAUGAUCAGGACGACGAGGGGGAUAGCGAUGAGGAUGAAUACGACUUGCCUGAGAGCCCUAGGGGGGCGAGGAUGACGAGGAUGAGUCAACGGGAGGAUAGGGAUAGGGAUUACAGGGGAGAGAAGGUGGGAUCGGUGGCGAGGAGAGGGGGGGUGUAGUAUGAAAUGUGUUGGGACAGAUAUUAUGGUCUGUCUUGGUGAUGGCUUUGUUUUUUUCUCUUGUCUUUGUCAAACAUCCCACGGAGUCAAGGUCUGGAUCGGAUGUGUGAGAAAAGAAGGGCCGGAUACGCCUCUCAUGAUGAAUGGUUUGUUUCUUUCACGGGUAACGAAGGGAAUGGGAUGAUACCAAGGCUUUUUGUGGGUUUGAGAGAUAUCAAAAUCUAUUCUAUCUCUCCAUCGUCACGAUGCAUGUUCGGGCAUUAUUAGUCCUCGAUGUAAACCAACUUUGACCGCAAGCAAAACCAAAAAACUA